AUGAAGGCAACCAUUGCAGCCCUUUGCUUCCUAGCUUCAGCAGUGUGUGUCAUUGCGCUGCUGCCUGAGAGUGUCUGCAGGGCACCCCAUGCUAUCUCAUCUUGCGCCGGGACUGCUAAAACAAUGUGGUACUUUGACAAGAACUCCAACAAAUGCGUGUCAUACACCGGAUGUGGUAAGGGUUAUAACGACUUCGGAUCCGAAGAGUGCUGCAAAGAUUCGUGCCCAUACGCGUUGUACACGUUUCAAGAGAAACUUAAUCACAUUUCCCCUUUCAGGGUCAAACUAAAUGCCCAGCCGUUGACUAAGGAGAACAUGGGUGAUCUAGCGGCAGUAACGCCCGACGAAGCGCUUAAACCUAAUAAAAUAAAGCAUUAA
Ixodes scapularis (black-legged tick) is the source of this 378-nucleotide messenger RNA. RefSeq lists its product as uncharacterized. The coding region runs from base 1 to 378 and encodes 125 amino acids. The transcript has 3 exons. The record is from RefSeq and is a predicted model, not a curated record. NCBI's taxonomy places the organism in Eukaryota, Metazoa, Arthropoda, Arachnida, Ixodida, Ixodidae. Gene Ontology annotation, molecular function: serine-type endopeptidase inhibitor activity.